AUGACCCUUUCAACCUCGACUUCGGACGCCGGCGUUGGCCCACUCACAUCCGCCUAUCUCUUCAGCGCAACCGUGAACCUGGGCAAGGCGCUUGCCCCUAUUCCACUGCUGGAAGGUGGCAAACGGAUUGUCGAACCUAUCACUGGUGGCAUCAUCUACGGGCCCGGGUUCAACGCCACUAUUGACGGAGGAGUAGCUGCUCCGGUGGUUGUCACAAACAAUGGAACCACCACGCAGAUCCCUUACAUCUACGCCUACGGGCAUGCGGACGAUGGAUCUCCAUUCUACAUUGAGGUAAUCAUUAGUUAUAUCCGAAUAAUAUUUCGGCCGAGUCUGACAAAACCAUAG
Penicillium argentinense is the source of this 348-nucleotide messenger RNA. RefSeq lists its product as uncharacterized. Bases 1 to 348 code for a protein of 115 amino acids. Lineage: Eukaryota; Fungi; Ascomycota; Eurotiomycetes; Eurotiales; Aspergillaceae. The record is from RefSeq and is a predicted model, not a curated record. The transcript has a single exon.